AUGGAUACGACAGAGGGAAUGUUGGACAAGUACAAGGAGAACAAGUGCGAGGAGAAGAUGUUGGUUUCCGCCACUUCCAGGAUUGAUGAGUUAGUGCCAUUGAUCGCAUAUCUCAACAAUCCAGACAGGGUCAAUCAGACUGAUUAUAGUGAUCUACUCACAACAGUAUGUGCGAGAAUGAAGAAGAUAUCGAUGCGAGUCAAGGGCAUACUGGACAACAACCUAUACAAUGAUGUUGUCAAGCAUGGAUGGAUAGAGAAGAGGUCUGGCAACAACCAGACCUUCAAGACAUGGAAGAAGAUGUGGUUCAUAUUGAAGCCAACAGAGUUACAUUAUUAUGUAAAAGAUAGAGGAUUGACAAAGAAGUCAUUGUCGACGUCAUCUGGUGCAUUGCAGACAGCAGCGCAGCCACCUGCACCACAGCUACAUUUGGAGGCGGAGCUGGGCAAGAAGAAGGAGGGCAAGGCGUGGAAGGUGCGCUGGGUCAAGCUGUGGGACACCAAGAUGGAGAUCUAUCGUACACAGCGCGAUCAGGAGAUACUUCGCACAUUCGACAUCAAGGACAUUGAAUGGUGCGAUGUCUACAAGGACAUGUCCAAGCGAUUCGUCGUCAGCGUCAUGGGCGUCAAGUACUACUUCCAGACCAUCACCAAGGACGACCUGUACAAAUGGGUCGAGGCCAUCAAGGAGCGUAUCGCCUGGCACAAGAAGCAGCGCACCCAGCUGAGCAUGGACCUCACUCAGUUCGCCCUCAAGGGUAUCAUCUAUCUUGGAAACAUCAAUUCAAUCCAAGAUUGUACAAAGUUCAACAGCCAACAACAUUGCAUUGGAUUGGUGACGGAGAAGAGAUGCACAUUCCUCUCAUUCGACAGCGCAGAGGAGAAGGGUGAGUGGCUGGCAUGCAUACAGGAGCAGCUGACAAAGAACAAUCCAUUGGUUGCCACGCAUGGAGGCCAGGAUGGUGCCGGUGACGCGGAUGGCACUCAGGCGACAGCCAUCUCCACUCCUGCCUCCAUGAUCACGCCUCUCACCUCAUCGCUCCAUAGCACAGGCUCUGAUGAGGAGGCAGAGCUGGGCUCACACAUUCCCAAGAAGAGAUCACAGACCUCGUUCGCCGCUCUGCCCCACUCCGAUGCGUCGGGCAGUGGCUCAGCCAAGGACGACGAUGGGGACAGCGGCGACGAGGCCGAUUCCAACCCUACAUCCAUCUCAUUGAUAUUGAAGAAUGAGAUAUUGCGACGAUCAACGCACAACCUGUUGAACACAUUCAAGCUGGAGGUGUACGUACCGAUGUACCCGGAGUUGGAGACAUCCACAUUCCUCUUCUCCGACUCGGUGCUGGUCGAGCAGGCAAAGCACUUCAUCUACAAGAAGAUCCCACAGCUGCAGACGUCGCCGGUGGAUGACUAUCGGUUGGGCCUGGACGAGGAGACACUGCUGGAGGUCGAGUUCCUCAAGUUUAUGUACUGCAACACCAUGAUCGAGCUGGCCCUCAACACCUGCGGCAUCGUCAAGAUUGGCAUUUUCAACACGCGUCGCGGCUCCAGGGACAGGCUAACGGUCAACCACCGACUGGCUGCCACUCGUCCAUCCAUGCGAAUGCUCGAGAACACAUCAUCGUCGCCAACACUGAACGUGCCUGUGGUCAAGGAUGACUCUUCGCCCGCUGGCAACACAACGGGAGGCAGGACCUCGCCAGCUCCCAGCCCAACAUGGGUGGACGCCUCGCCACGCACUCCAUCACCAUCGAUGACUGUUAAUAUUCCACCACCACAGAUGUAUAAUGAGUCGGCUGCAGCGUCGACGUCUCUCUCGGUGCUACCUUCGCCAAACCUGCUGUUGUCUGCCGAGCCAAUGCCUACACUGAACCUGAGCGUGCCAGCCGCUGGCACAUCAUCUUCGCCACCAAGGAAGUUGAGCCACAAGAGUCGCAGAAUGUCGGCCACUGACCUCCAAGCCUUUGUCACACUGAAGAAAUCGCCAUUGAUGCAGUCGUGCUCGGGCUGGACCAUUGAGCCCGUCACCACCGCCAACAUUGACUUUGACAACCUCAUACUUAACAAGCCACAUACAUCAUUCUAUCGCAAGUGUAUACUUGAUUGCGAGAGUGUCCAGAGCUACCUGGGCGAGGACUCCAAGGUUGGACCAGUAGCAUUCUCAUUGGUCAAGGACUUUGUACAGGACGUGUAUAGAGGCAUAUUGCAUACCAAGUUGGGCGUCAAGACUUGCGCACUGGACUGCAAGACCAUCAACUUUGGCAAUAUAGCUGCGCUCUCCAAGGCACUAAAGAAGCGAAAGAUUAUCAGCCACCUGGUGCACCAGAUGGAUUCUAGGGUGGACUGCCGACAACUUCGUUUGGCGCCCAACCAAUCAGGCCUGCAGAAGGAGUUGCUGACGCUGGAAGAGAGACAGACCACCAGUGGAUUCAAGUUUGGACUGGUAGUUUGCAAGGAUGAUCAGGGCACAGACGAUGAGAUCUUCUCCAACCGAUCUGGAAGCCAAGAGUAUGAGGAGUUCCUUGGACUGAUGGGCACUAAGAUCGAACUGAUGGGCUGGCCAAACUACUCGGCUGGUCUGGAUGUCAGAGCAAACACCACUGGCACUCACUCACUCUACACAGACUUUAAGGGCAACGAAGUCAUGUUCCAUGUAUCCACCAUGUUGCCAUACUGUCCAGGCGAUCCACAACAGAUAGAGCGUAAACGACAAGUUGGAAACGAUAUCUGUGUCAUCAUCUACAACGAUGGUUCACAGAGUUAUGUUCCAUCAACAAUCACAUCACAUUUUAACCACAUUGUAAUAGUAGUCCAAUUCGAUAGGAUCAAUGAUUCAUACAAGGUAUCAGUGGCGACAAAGGACCAAGUCGAGUCCUUCGAGCCACCAGUUCCUCAAUCAGUGAAGCGUGAACAGUUGCGAGAGUAUAUAAUUACCAAGUUGAUUAAUGGAGAGAUGGCAGCAUUACAAGCACCAGUGUUCUUCCACAAGAUUACAAGAACUAGAGAGACACUACUCAAGUACUUCAUCGAGCAAUACUCUCACCAUGCUGCAUGA
Molecule: messenger RNA, 3051 nt
Organism: Acytostelium subglobosum LB1
Lineage: Eukaryota; Evosea; Eumycetozoa; Acytosteliales; Acytosteliaceae
Exons: 8
Coding region: 1-3051 (1016 amino acids)
Biological process (GO): regulation of small GTPase mediated signal transduction; activation of GTPase activity
Cellular component (GO): cytoplasm
Molecular function (GO): GTPase activator activity
Source: RefSeq, a predicted model, not a curated record